Messenger RNA from Paramecium sonneborni, 1190 nucleotides. Lineage: Eukaryota; Ciliophora; Oligohymenophorea; Peniculida; Parameciidae. The record is from the annotation of a GenBank genome assembly.
AUGAAAAAACAUUUAAUUAUUGCCUUAAUUUUAGGUUCCAUAUUUCAUAUAGUUGUUGAUUUAGAUUUCAUAAAAUAAGUUCAAAAAGUUGAAAACUAUUCUGGAUGUGAAUAUCUUAAUUUAGAUAUUCCAGGAGCAGAAGAUAUAAUCUAAUAUGAAAAUCAUCUUAUUUUUGCAUCAGGAGAUUUAGCUGAAAUUAUAGCUAAGGGUACUCCACAACUAAAGUAAGCAUCAUUUUACAUUAUAAAAAAUGCAAAUCAAGAAUCAAAACCAAUAGAAAUGAAAAUUAAUGGAUUUCCAUCAAAUAUUGCCUUUUAUCCUCAUGGACUACAUUUAUGGAAAUAGAAUUCUGAUAAUUAUAUUUUCGCAGUUAAUCAUGCCUAUAUUUAUGGAGGAGAGAGAGUAGAGAUAUUCCGAAUAGUUGAUGAUCUACAUUUAGAAUAUGAACAUUCAAUUAUUAUGGAAUAAUAAUACACAGGAACUCUAAAAGACUUAAUAGUAGUAUCUAAUGAUCGAUUCUUCAUUACAAAAUUAAUGCCAUAUACAGAUCCUAUUGAAGGGUAAUUAAUCAAUAUUAUUAAAACUUAGUCGUUCUAAAUGGGGAAUAGGAAUGAAUAUCAAAAAUUUUGGGGUUUUAGCAUUAAAAUUCUAAAAAACAAACAUAUUAGAUUGUUCAUUUGAUAUGAAAUCUAUUUAAAUAAUCCCAAAUUGUCAUCCUGUAUCUACUUAAUUAUUUAGUUGGGCAGGAGGUAUUACAUGGGAUUAAGAUAAAACUGUUUGGGUUGGUGAUAAUUUAAGAAAAACUAUUUAUUAAUUUAAAAUAUUAGAAGAAGGAUUAGUAAAAGAAAAUUCAAUAAAAUUACCACAUUAAAUUGAUAAUAUUAAUUACGAUAAAAUUAAUUAAAAAUUGAUUAUUGCAAUGAAUCCUAAAGCUUAUUAAACUAUUCUAUUGCAUUAACACUUAAAAAGCAAUGAUUUAAGUAGAGAAUCUACUUAUACCACAUGGAGUAGUGUUGGUGAAUAUUCAUUAACAACAAAUUAAACCAAAAUAAUUUAUUAAUCAAAUUAAUAUAUUAGAGGAAUUUCAAAUGCCUUAAUAAUGCAAGGUAAAUUAUAUUUGAGUAGUUGGGCAGAUAUUGCUCCGAUGGUCUGUUAUAAAUAUGAAUGAUUUAUUUAUUAUAAUUGAUAAG